Messenger RNA from Danaus plexippus (monarch butterfly), 3215 nucleotides. Its product is annotated as band 4.1-like protein 5. The transcript has 2 exons. NCBI's taxonomy places the organism in Eukaryota, Metazoa, Arthropoda, Insecta, Lepidoptera, Nymphalidae. Gene Ontology annotation, molecular function: cytoskeletal protein binding. The coding region runs from base 310 to 2295 and encodes 661 amino acids. The record is from RefSeq and is a predicted model, not a curated record. Gene Ontology annotation, cellular component: cytoskeleton.
CAUAGAGUACAACGCGUUAAAGUGUCUUAAGUCUUAACUGUGUCAGUGUUCAGUGUUGAAGUGCGUUCUGUGGUUUUGUUAAUUUGUUUUAAUAUUUUAUAACAACACUGCCUAUUGGCUAUUUGAUUAAUGUUAAUUCGAAUAACAUAAAAGUUGAGUGACAUUAUUUCAUGUUCAUGAAAUGUUUUGUUGUUUAUUGGAUCAGCGACAACAUUUCAAAUACUGCAUUUCAUAGAUGAACUAGAAUUGCAUUCAGUGAUCGGAGCUGUGGAAUAAGAUCACAAGUUUUUGAUUCUACUACUAUCAAAAAUGCUCCGUUUUCUGAGUAGACGAGGCCGCUCCUCAAGCCAAACACGGAACAAACAAAAUCAAAAAACAUCAAAUAAUAAAAAUCUAAUACAGUGCAAGGUAAUGUUGCUUGAUGAUACUGAUUUAUCUAUUAAUCUAUCUAAAAAGGCUAGUGCAGGAGAUCUUUAUGAACAAGUCUUUUAUUCUCUUGAUUUGAUUGAGAAAGAUUAUUUUGGCUUACAAUUCACUGAUACAAAUAAUGUUAAGCAUUGGUUGGACCCAACAAAAACCAUUAAAAAGCAAGUAAAAAUAGGACCACCUUACACUUUAAGGCUGAAGGUUAAAUUUUAUUCAUCUGAGCCUAACAAUUUAAGAGAAGAGCUCACAAGAUAUCAGUUUUUCUUACAAUUGAAAAAAGAUAUCUUAGAAAGUAAGCUGGAAUGCCCACAUUCUACUGCAGUUGAAUUGGCAGCUUUGGCUUUGCAAUCUGAAUUGGGUGAUUUUGAUGAAACUAUACACACCCCAGCUACAGUAUCUGAAUUCCGUUUUGUCCCGAAUCAAACAGAAGAAAUGGAAAUCGAAAUAUUAGAAGAAUUUAAAAAAUGCAAAAAUCUCACACCAGCCCAAGCUGAAGUCAACUAUCUUAAUAAAGCAAAGUGGCUUGAAAUGUAUGGUGUUGAUAUGCACAUUGUGUUGGGAAAAGAUGGGUGUGAAUAUCAUCUUGGUUUAACACCAACGGGAAUUCUUGUUUUUGAAGGACCCCAGAAAAUCGGUCUCUUCUUUUGGCCGAAAAUAAGUAAACUCGAUUUUAAGAAGAAAAAGUUGACAUUAGUCGUAGUCGAAGACGACGACCAAGGACGAGAACAGGAACAUACAUUUGUAUUUCGACUACACAAUGAGAAGGCCUGUAAACACCUUUGGAAAUGUGCUGUAGAACAUCACACUUUCUUCCGCUUACGAGCUCCAGUGAAAGGUCCAUCGGCAAGACAAAACUUCUUCAGAAUGGGCUCAAGAUUUCAAUAUUCAGGUAAAACUGAAUACCAAACCACACAACAAAAUCGUGCGCGUAGAACUGUUCAAUUUGAGCGUAGGCCUAGUCAGCGGUUUGCUCGUAGACAGAGUCAUGUGUUAAGGGAACGAGAAAAGCAAAAUACAUCUACAAAGACAGAAACGGUUGCACAACCAGAGCCGAGUACUUCCGCAGAAACUACGGCGGUGGUGAAUGAAAAUGUUAAUGCUCUUGAUACAUUAUCUCGUAAGAGCAGUGCCAAAUCACAAAAGUCUUCGCUGAUUGAUAGCGAUUAUAAAAUGACUGAACUAGGAGAACCAUCGACCAAGAAUCUUGUAGAUGACGACACGCAAGAAGAACUUCACAUAUCAAAGGAAGACGCUAUUAACAAUAAGGUUCUGUUUAAAAUGGACAAGUGUGAAGAAAAGAAAAACAAUUUAACACAACUGGUUAUUAAUAAGCCGCCUUGCAAUUGUUCUCCAGUUGCCGAAUUUAAUCCAUUAAAUGAUCUCUUAAUGAGUUUGGUGAAGGACAAAUUGAACACGGACGACGCUAAAAACGUAAACACAAAAGACCAGGAUUCAGUAGACAACGAGGUACCUAACAAUCAAAAUAAAUUUAUGCUUGGCUCAAAGAAAAAUCUCCCACCUGGUCAGCUAAAAUGCAAUAACAUACUCAAAGCUCGGGAGAAUGAAGUUAAGAUAAUAAACGAAUCGUCAAACAUGAACCUAUCAAUUCCGUCAACGCCGUCACCUAAGAUAAUAAAUGAAAAUAAUACCCAAUACGUAUCUAUUGUUGUUGUUGAACCUCCGCAUUCACAAGUGAAGGUAGCGUCACCUAAACCGGUGGAGAGACAAGAGGAAAUCGCUCCUAAAUCCCAACCUAUAUCAUCUCUAUCACCGUGGCUGGUGACGUCAGAGCCCAGUUCACCGUCCGGUAUCGGAGAGAAGGAGAUAACUAUCAUUCACAGAAAAUCAGUUAUAACAACCCAACUUUAAACUAUAUCUACUUUUCUAUUCCUUAUACUAACUAAAUUACUAUGACGUUUACAUAAAUUUGAUAAUACUAUUCAUAAAAGCCAUGACUUUUACAUGACCAAUUAGAUAUGUGCAUUUUUGCAUUUAUAGAAGAUUAUUGUACAUUAAGUAAUCGACAGUAUAGAGCGUGCUCCGAAAUUACAAAGUAAUUUCAGAUGUAAGUGAUGAAGUAUUAUGAACCCGUGCCUUAAAGAUAGAUGAUUUUUAUUAACUAGUUUCAAUAUACGGUAUUUUCCAUUUCACAUUAAGUUUCGAGAGAAACCAUAUGUGAGAUAAUCUUCACUUUCUGGUUUCAAUGAUUUUAUUCUGAUCAUUCCAUAAGUUCUUAUUAAAUACAUUCCAAUAUAUGCAUAUUUUAAAUUUAUGAUGAAUUUUUCCGUUAUUAUAUAUUUUGAACGUAUAUACAUAAAUUUUUUUGUUACUUCGUUUUUAAAUAUAGAUGGAUCAUUAUAUACUGAUACAUGUAUCUCAUACACAUUGAUUGGAUUAAACAAUGACUGAACUGUGUAAUUUGUAAAUGGCCGUCCGUUUGACCAUAUCGGUAUUUCGAAAAUUAUAUAUUUUUAUAUACAUAAUGAUUAAGUUUUUAGUACAAUAAUGAAUUCAGUAUUAGAAGAUGAAUCACAAUAAGAUCGUGCCAUAGCUACUUAAUGUUUUGGUAAAUGUUCAGUUAAAAAACACAUAUACAUAUUAAGAAAAUAUGUACUUUUGUUACUCAAGACUGUAUUAAAUGUGUUAGAAAAAAAAAAUAUAUAUAUUUUGUUUAGAAGUUUGAAUUGUCAAACUCAGUGCUAACCUUACUAAACCUUUUUUCUCACCAAGAUUUUGGUAUAUUAUUAUUUAUGUAUUUAAACACAAUGAAAAGCAUUAAAAAAAACAAA